AUGGCUGAUGAUGCACCAUCCGAAGACGUCAUUAUCCGUCCUCUGUCUUCAAUAAACUGUGAAUGGCUUCGCCGACCGCAAACAGGAAUAAGCGAGUUUGCAGAAACUAUUGAAAAGAAUUUGGAUUUUCUCAGCCAAAACCACCCAGCACAUGUCAAACAAAGCAAUUUUUAAACAAAACAGUGUUUAAAAAACUUGAAGCUUAAUUUUCUAAAAUUGACCUUUCGUGAGCUGCCAAAAACUCUCCUGACUUUAAUAUAUACACAAUCCGUCUCAAACUUUCAGUAAUAUAUCAUUAGUAAUGAAGCCAUGUGGUGAACCUAAAAAAAAUUUAUUCCUGAAAAAAUAAUCACUGUGUAAAGCCCUAUAUUGUUAUAUAGUUAGUGUCAAAAUUCAAUUUUUCUGUUUGCCGAUUGGUCAAAACCGUAUCACGUGCCGGUCCACAAAACCUCAUGUUAGGCAACCGGUCCGCAAUCAAACAUUUAUUGACCAGUCAAUAAUAAAAUGGGUGCAAUACACAUGCGUGUCAACCGUCAAGUUCCAAAGUUCAUUCAAUAGUUUUGCUGUUUUGAAAUAUAAAAAAAAUGUCUGCUCGGUAAUUCGAUAGUCGUUCCGAGCAGGAUAUUGCUCAGCUAUUGCAAUACAAAGAUAGUAAAUAAAAAAAACAAGUACAAAGCUGGCAAUUGACUUACUAAAACAGUAUUGUGCGGCGAAAGGACUUGCUUUCGAAGAACAAUGCCUUGAAAAGUCCAAGCUAGAUGGUCUUCUAAAGUCAUUUUAUGCAAACGUGUCUGGACAAACAUCCGAAGCGAGGAUCAGGUCAUAUUCUCGACCGCUGUCCAAAGAGAAGCAACGAGACAUACCAAAUUCUUUAAGCCAUUAUUGUGGUUUUCCGUCUCACGCUAUGAGUGAUAUUCGUUCGGUGCCAAAUCCCGAGAGUGAACCCGCAGCCAAAGUCCCUCGAUCAGUUACCGAGAGUUCUUCGUCAUCCAUUGAAAUCCCUUCACAGGAAUACCGGUCAGCACUUGAUACAGUUUUACAGUCCCCGUUGCCGUUUUCGUCUCUUCCCGGUUCGCCUGUUCUGAACAGCUACUCGCAGAAAAACAUUACGAAAAACGAGACUGUUUCAAUCCAGCCGGGAGCAUUUAAGGACUGUAAUGUAACUAUAAAUUUUAACUAUAAGUAA
Molecule: messenger RNA, 1186 nt
Organism: Paramuricea clavata
Lineage: Eukaryota; Metazoa; Cnidaria; Anthozoa; Malacalcyonacea; Plexauridae
Source: the annotation of a GenBank genome assembly